Molecule: messenger RNA, 4517 nt
Organism: Toxotes jaculatrix (banded archerfish)
Lineage: Eukaryota; Metazoa; Chordata; Actinopteri; Toxotidae
Product: protein APCDD1-like
Exons: 5
Coding region: 368-1891 (507 amino acids)
Biological process (GO): negative regulation of Wnt signaling pathway
Cellular component (GO): plasma membrane
Molecular function (GO): Wnt-protein binding
Source: RefSeq, a predicted model, not a curated record
UCUUGGGCGCAGGACGCAUGGAGGACGCGCGUACAAGCAUCCGAGCUGUCGCAUUUUCACGUUGAAUUACCUCAGUGAUACAACGUUUAAAUCCUUCAGAGUGUCCCGUAGAAAAAGUUUGGACUUUCCUUUGUUUUCUAUGUGCAAUUCUUUUGUUUUUGUCCUGAAGUACCGCGGGAUUUUUUUCUCUCCAGCGAAACCGGAGGUGUGUUUCUUAUGAUGCGCGGAUACCAUAGGAGUGUUUGCUCCACGCUUUGGAUCCAUAAUGUGAGGAUUUGUGUCGGAAUAAACAAGGACGCUGCGUAGAGGAAAAGCUAAACUCCCCAGUGUGACCAGUGAAGUUCGUUUCAAUCCCCCGAAGUGCGGAAUGGGGCCGUCAUCUGCGCUGCUUCUCGUCGCUUUUUUGGGCUGGGCUGAGGGUUCCUCUCUUCACUACUCAGACGGACGCUCCAGCCGCCUCUCCCUGGAGAAAACCUUUGGCCGGUCAGGUAAAGACUCCCAGUGCCACCACAUGUUGAAGCACCUUCACAAUGGAGCCCGCAUAACUGUGCAGAUGCCUCCCAAUGUAGAAGGUCACUGGGUGUCCACCAGCUGUGAGGUGAGACCAGGACCAGAGUUCUUAACGCGAUCCUACAGUUUCUACUCCAACAACACCUUCCAGGCUCACCAGUUCUACUACGAGGACAAUCACUGCACCAAACCCACCUACACUCUGGUAAUUCGGGGUCGUCUGCGCUUACGCCAGGCCUCCUGGAUCAUCCGCGGCGGCACAGAGGCGGAGUACCACCUCCACCGUGUCCAGAUGGUGUGUCACACAGCCACCGUGGCCAAAGAGCUCAGCCAGAGGCUCAACCACAGCUGCCGAGGGGCAGUGAAGGGUCCCUGGGAGCCCAAUGUGAUCUACGAACUGUGGAGCGAGGAGGGCGGCUACGACUGCUCCAGGGAGCUUAACUUUGCCAUGCAUGAGCUGCAGCUGCUGAGGGUGGAGAAGCAGUACCUGCAUCACAACCUGGAUCACCUGGUGGAGGAGCUGUUUCUAGGAGAUAUCCACACCGAGCCGUCGCAGAGGCUGUACUACAAGCCGUCCAGCUACCAGACCGCCCUGCAAAACGCCAAGAACCAUGACCACGGCUGCAUCGCCUGUCGUAUCAUCUACCGCUCUGAUGAGUUCCACCCUCCCAUCCUGCCUCCGCGGGCUGACCUGACUGUGGGUUUAUAUGGUCAGUGGGUGAGCCAGCGCUGUGAGGUCCGCCCUGAGGUCCUUUUCCUCACCCGCCACUUCAUCUUCCAUGACAACAACCACACCUGGGAGGGCCACUACUACCACUACUCUGACCCUGUCUGUAAACACCCCACCUUCACCAUCUACGCCCGCGGACGCUACAGCCGAGGGCUUCACUCCACCCGAGUUAUGGGCGGGACAGACUUUGUCUUCAAAGUGAACCACAUGAGAGUGACGCCCAUGGACUUGGCCACCACCUCCCUCCUCAACGUCUUCAACGGUAACGAGUGUGGAGUGCAGGGGUCCUGGCAGGUCGGGGUAGAGCAGGAUGUCACCGUAACAAACGGAUGUGUGGCUCUAGGCAUCCGGCUCCCCCACACAGAGUAUGAGCUCUUCCGCAUGGAGCAGGACACCCAUGGUCGCUACCUGCUCUACAACGGCCAGCGCCCCAGUGACGGCUCCAGCCCGGACCGGCCGGAGAAGCGGGCCACAUCCUACCAGAUGCCCCUGGUCCAGUGCUCGGCGAGCAGCCAGCCGUCCGACUACAGCCACGUGGACGACGACGACAGGCCUUCACCACGUAGCAAUGGCUGCACAGGAUGGCACACAUGCAGCCAGAAACACGUCGCCGUGGCUUUGGUUGCGUUCUCCGUGCUCCUUUUCUGGUGAACCUAGAGAGCAGUAUGGACUUUUUCCACAUAAAGACACAAGACAAGUAUGUGGACUACAAGAGCAGACUGGGAGACUGCUUGUUAGAACAACAAAUGUAAACUUUUAACUUUACCUUUCUUGUGAGAAUGAGGAUGAAAAUUGGUGCCCCGGAUCCUCUGAACUCCUCCCCAGCUACCAAAGACUCCAACACUGCUGCACCACAGAAACUGCACUUUACAGUGGAACCACAGGUCAAAGUCUCUGUGUUUCCACAAAUAUACAAAGAUGUCUAUAUAUCCACACAGACCUGAGAGUAUGUUUUAUACAGUGUAUUUACCUACAACUAUCAAGUCAUUUCUUGGUUUGGUGCUGCAAGAAAAGAAAAUAUGAUUUGAUUCUUGGAAACGUUUUCUACAAUGAACUCUGACAAUAAGCUCCUUGUCUUGAGGAGAUAUGCUUGUGAGUCACUGUUUACAGUAAAAGGGAACUACGUCACUUGUAUUAAAGCAACUUCUUUAAAUAUAGCCUGAACUGAGCAGCGGUUUUCUGUCAUCUAUUCCACAUAAAGAUCAUACUGUUGUUUUGGGUUUUUUUCGAUACAAUAAAACAUUCAUCUGCUGGUAAUUAUCUCCUGCUCAUAGCUACAUCUUCACUGGUUGACACUUGACCUUGUUUCCACUGGGGCUAUUUUUGAAAUUAUGUCCUACUCAGAUUGGGGAAAAACUGUACCUGGAAAAUUGGCAUCUACACAAGAGUUGCCUCAACAAGUGAAGACUUGAGAUACACUGUAAAAACGGAAAGAUUAUUAAACCAACUUAGGACAUUUUACUUUCAAAUAGUACUGGGUAAUAUGGCUAAAGUCAAUAAAAUAUUAAUUAGAAUAUCUGAUAUCAGUGUGGUAAAUAUAUGCAAAAACCACAUGAAAUAAAUCACUGCAACAAAUUUUGUUCUAUCUUUACAUGUGUAAAAUAUUAGUUUUAAAUUACAAUUUGUUUGGAAUCACAGGAGCUGCAGCAGAGUUUUGUAAAACAUUAACACAAUACGGCUCCACUACAUACCAUCAUCGGAGGAUACUAAAUUUUCACCUGGUCCUUUGUACAAUCCAUAGCUGUUACUUGCUUAAUUAUGUCACAGUGAAGCUUUGCGUUUAUACAUUUACACACUUUAAAAACAUAAAUUCUUUUUAUCAAAAUCUGGCACUUUGUGGGCAUUGUGUGCUUCACUUUUCUUGUCUGUGAAUGUUCUCAUUCAUCCAGGUCAUAGUUCUCUCUUUGAAAAUUGAAAAUCACUUUUCUUGGUUAAAGGAAUAAAUGUUACCAAAAAAAAAAAGACCCAAAAUUCAUGCAUUCAGCUCCUGCUUUUUUGGGGGGGUGCUAGUAUGGUCUAACUUCAUGAUAAAUCCAUAUGAACACAUACAUACAUACUAACUCUAAAGCAGGCUCUGAGUAUGACAUGUUCACACUGCUAAAGUGACAAAAUGAAGUAUACUCAAUCAGACAAAAUAAAUACAAAAUAUGUUUGUUUUUAUGUGUUAAGUGUAAAAUGAUUAAGUAUAACAAAUUUAUUUCCUACAUUAAACUCUAAAACAGUAUUCGAAGACAGUGUAGUAUGGAAUUAUAAAAAUUAUAUACUAUCAUUUAUUUUGUAGCAGUCAAUGUAAGACAUUACUGAAUAAAUCCAUUAAAAAAUCAAACAGAAAAAAAAACUAUUUUAAAUCAGUUUUCUUCAGUAAUGCUUUACAUUGACUGCCACAAAAUAAAUGAUAGUGUAUCAUUUUUUAAUCAUGAAGUUAGACCAAAGCUAGCCCGUCCCCGGAAAAAGCAGGAAUACAGUUGUGCUAAGAGGACAUUGAUUGAGUUGAUGUAUCAAAGUGUGGGAUAACUGUGUCUGUACUAUAAAAGUUCUUUUUUGCAGUAGGUCCGUCAUAUCAAAGACAAAAACAAAGAGGACCGAGGUCCAAUCGGGAAGUCUUUAUGUUAUGGUAAAUAUGGUAAAUUCCAGGGUUUUUUUUUUUAAUUUGAAAAACUUAAGUAAUUUCUUAAAACUGAAAAAAACUCCCUCAACAAAUUCACCACCUUACACGAAUAACUGUAUUAAAUCUGUGUAAUCAGUGUGAAAUAAGGACAGCAGGUAGAUUCUGGUAAUUACCUGUCCAGAUGUGUGGCUUCCUGAAAAAGUCCUCCAGCGAAGAAUCUGUGAAAGGAAAUAAGAACAGAUUAGUGCUCUUUGCUCCUCCAGGUGGUUUCUGAAUUUGAGAGUGGAAUAAAUCUGAAAUACCUCCACUGGGAAUAUGGCCAUCAGGUUGCGGUACAUUAUCAGCAAACAUCACUUCCCCAGUGGCAUCACAGAGGUCACAGGGAAGUCUUCAUGUCAUCACCACCAUCACCCUCCGGAUCGUGGACCCAGGACCUGUCUGGGUACUUACCAGCAUGCUUCUAGAGCACAUUAUCAGAACUGUGUUCAACGGAGAAAGGACACACAGGCCACCACAGCGUACUCUGUUCCUACAAUGGAGAAACUAAAUGACAAUACUUUCUUAGGGCCUGUUCGUUCAGUGUACCCAGACUAAAGAAUCUGUAUUAGGCUCCAAGAAAUGUCUUUGUAACUGGAAACAUGUAGAAGAUUAAAGGUUUGAUACUCCUCA